Molecule: messenger RNA, 1364 nt
Organism: Drosophila suzukii
Lineage: Eukaryota; Metazoa; Arthropoda; Insecta; Diptera; Drosophilidae
Gene: Or47a
Product: Odorant receptor 47a
Biological process (GO): detection of chemical stimulus involved in sensory perception of smell; sensory perception of smell
Cellular component (GO): plasma membrane
Molecular function (GO): olfactory receptor activity; odorant binding
Source: RefSeq, a predicted model, not a curated record
CAUGGAUAGCUUCCUGCAAGUACAGAAGGGCACAAUCGCCCUGCUUGGAUUUGAUCUCUUUAGUGCAGACCGAGAAAUGUGGAAGCGUCCCUAUAGGGCAAUUAACGUAUUUGGUAUAGCCGCCAUUUUUCCCUUCAUCCUGGCAGCCGUUCUUCAUAAUUGGAAGCAUGUAAUGCUACUGGCAGAUGCCAUGGUAGCUCUAUUAAUUACCAUCCUAGGACUUUUCAAGUUCAGCAUGAUACUGUACUUGCGUCGGGAUUUCAAGCGACUUAUUGAUAAAUUUCGUUUGCUGAUGGCAAAUGAGGCCGAUCAAGGCGAGGAGUAUGCAGAGAUACUCAAUGCAGCCAACAAGCAGGAUCAACGUAUGUGCACUUUAUUCAGGACCUGUUUUCUUCUCGCCUGGGCCUUGAAUAGUGUGCUGCCUUUUGUGAGAAUGGGUCUCAGUUAUUUGCUAGCAGGUCAUGCUGAACCAGAACUCCCGUUUCCCUGUCUUUUUCCCUGGGACAUCCACAUCAUCCGGAACUAUGCUCUGAGUUUUAUAUGGAGUGCUUUCGCUUCGACGGGUGUGGUUUUACCAGCUGUUAGCUUGGAUACCAUUUUUUGCUCUUUCACCAGCAACCUGUGCGCUUUUUUCAAGAUCGCCCAAUACAAGGUGGUUAGAUUUAAGGGCGGAAGUCAUAAGGAAUCUCAGGCCACUCUGAACAAGAUCUUUGCGCUGUAUCAGACCAGUUUGGAUAUGUGCAGCGAUCUAAAUCUCUGCUACCAACCAAUCAUUUGCGCCCAGUUCUUCGUCUCAUCUCUGCAACUCUGCAUGCUGGGAUACCUAUUUUCCAUUACUUUUGCCCAGACCGAGGGCGUGUACUACGCCUCCUUUAUAGCCACCAUCAUUAUACAGGCCUAUAUCUAUUGCUAUUGCGGGGAGAAUCUGAAGACGGAGAGUGCCAGUUUCGAGUGGGCCAUCUACGACAGUCCCUGGCACGAGAGUUUGGGAGCUGGAGGAGCCUCCACCUCGAUAUGUCGAUCCCUGCUGAUCAGCAUGAUGCGGGCUCAUCGAGGUUUUCGCAUCACGGGAUACUUUUUCGAGGCUAACAUGGAGGCCUUUUCGUCGAUUGUACGCACUGCGAUGUCUUACAUAACUAUGCUGAGAUCCUUCUCGUAAAAGGUUAAGCCACAACGCAUCGGAUUGAUUUUUGUGCAAUUUUUGUUUUAUUGCUGAGCAUGCGUUGCCGUACGACAUUUAACAAUCGAAUUUACAAAUCUUACAAAUGUUUAUCUCACACACUGUUCGUUAGGCACUAAGUAGAAUGUAGAAUGUAGAUUAGAGAGAUUGGAUUGGCGGUAGAAAUGCACAGAUGAAGCACGAA